UGGCCUACUGUGUGCUGCUGCCUGACUGUGUGUGAUGUCGAUUAACUUUUAUACACUCUGUUUGUGGUGCUUCUUUGCUCUUUGCGCGCUGCUCUCUCACUCGGCAGCAGCUCAUCAUCAUCCCGACGACCCGUCCGCCGCCGCCGCCGACUGCCAUCUCGGGGCAGCACAGCACAGUUAAGUUGUAGAGCGAAAAUCAGAGACAAAUGGUUUCAGUUGUAAAUUGACAUCACUCCGAGCAGCAGUCAGUAGCUGGUUGAGGUUGGUGGCGCAGUCAAAGACACUGAGAGUUCUCGAUUUAAGCUCGGUUCAGAACAGUCGCGCGCGCGUUCGCUUGUGCGGGUGCGUGUGUGUGUGUGCAUUUGUAAGUGGCGCGCUAAUAGUCGAUAAAUUGACGUUGAGUGUUUCCCCCUCAACCCUCCCCCCUUCCAGAACUGUCAACAAAAAGAAGUGGUGAACGAACGGAAAACAAGAGACCAAAAGUCAGUUAGUCAGUGCAACUAAAGUUAGUAAAUACUUGAUGCUUUUUGCUGCCAUCAUCGCGAGGGCAUCAUCAUUCGGAGGAGCAUCUUCACUUUGUGUGUUGAAGGACCAAUUGCCGCGUCCAAGUGAGAGUGAUAGAGUGAAAGAGAAAGAUUCUCACCGCUUUGCAACUCUGUUUCCACCCUGCCCCACUCCGACACCGACCUCCCCCCAACCAACCCACCCGCCUGCCUCUGAGGAAAGCCACCCGGCGCGCAAAACGGUGUGUUUAUUUCAAUUAUAUUUCUCGAGUUUUGAAGUCGUGUUAUUCUUGUUUCGUCGUUGUCGUCCUGUGUGUGCGCUGCUCGCCAUCUACUGCUACUCCACGCCACCUCUCUUAUCUCUCGGUGGAGCAGGGGUUCUCAGCACGGUGUCUACAAAAUUACAGCCUCCGGCGGCAAGUGCAAUAAUUGUGUGCAAAGUGAUUUGAAUAAAAUUAUCAAUAACUGCGAGUUUUAAAAGGAAAUUGAGUGAACUGAACAAAAUACCAAUUCAAAUAAAAUUAAACGACAAAGGAUGUCACUGAUUGGAUACAAACUCAUCGCCGCAAACGAAGCCGACGGCCAUCAACAGUGAGCACAGAGCAGCACAAGAGCCGUCAUCAUCGUCGAGCAACGGCCAUAAUUUAUGGCCCCCCAAGUUAACCCAGUGAGCUCAACCAGUCAACACAAUCCCAACUGGCGGACCACCCCACCCAGUGAACCAUAGGUGACCAAAGGCACCCGCCGCCGUCGUUGACCACCGCAACCGCAAUGACACAGGCUGAGGAGGUCCGCGAAGUGAACCAGGUGUGCAUCACCAACACGCCCGAUCUACACACCCAGGCGGCCCAGGCAUCCGAUCACCGGAAGUCACCGCCGUUGCAGCCUCCCCCACCGCCACCCCCUCUGCCACCUUCGUCACUCGGCAGCGAAGAUUGGAUCCACAGUACAAACCUGAACGUCUUCAACAUCACGACGACGGAAUCGACCAACAAAUGGCACCCGCACGUGUACGCGCCGGUGCGACAUCCGACGCCACACUCCAUCAUGGACAUUUUGGGGUGGAAAGAACCGGAGGAGGUGCAGAAGACGCCUCCGAUGGAGCAGGGUAUCAACCAUAGUAGUAAUAACAACAACCAUUCGGUGCCAUAUCUGCUGCGAGGCUUGGACAUCGCGGCCAAGGAGGUUGAGAUGGAAGAUCAACCGCUGGAUCUUUGCAUUGCAAAGUCAACGCCAUACGAGAAGCAUUUGGAAGAAGAAAUCACCCAAGAAUCGGUUCGAUCCAUGAGCCGAGAGCGGGCCCACUCGACGGAUGUGGACUCGGAGAUAUUCGGAUCGAACGAGUCCCAGCACUCGAUGAAAGAUUCGUCCUCGUCGAGUGUGCCGCACGCCCACCAGAAGCUAGUUCCACCGUCGGCCGGACCGAUGGUGGGAGCGAAAAAGAACAGCCACAGGUCCCACGAAUCGCUGGAACAACAGAAUGAGGACGACGAGGAUGGUGGCAACGGUCGGCGAAAGAAGAAAGCGCGGACAACCUUCACCGGUCGGCAGAUCUUCGAGCUGGAGAAGCAGUUCGAGGUGAAAAAGUACCUCUCGUCGAGCGAGCGGACCGAAAUGGCCAAACUGCUAAACGUCACGGAGACGCAGGUCAAAAUCUGGUUCCAGAACCGCCGCACCAAGUGGAAAAAGCAAGACGGCGACUCAACCGGUCCACCCAGCCAAGGACCCAAGGAACCAAAAGUGGCCUCCAAAACGCCCUCCACCUCACCACCAUCCUCCCUCUCUUCCCCAACCCCACCAUUUCCCCCAUCCUCGUCAGCAUCCUCCUUCCCCCCAAACCCCACCGAGGACAAACCCGCCAAGCUGACCGCAAAGCAUUUCUCCAAGCACGGCGGUGCUAAAAUGCGACGCCCCAAACCCGACGACCACCCGUCGGCCACCGAUCUCCACCAUCUGGCGAAGCUUCCCAAGGACCAGAACCAUCACCACCCGAAGAAGCACGCGCUGGACGCCCCUUCGCCACCGUUUGUUCCGGUGGUCAGCAGCGACAUCGAGGCUCGGAUUUCGGCGUCGAAAAUCUCACUGGACGCGAUCUGCAGUGCGACCAACUAUCUGAUGAAGGCGUCACCACCGCCGCCUCCACCACAACUUCUCCCGCAGCCCAGCGAUCGGUCACCGAUUCCGGCGGCACCCAGCGACGACCGCGCUCGGAUGGACGUGGCGGACUCUUGAAAGGAGUGAUUCGCUUUUUCAACUAAUCACGGAUUGCGGUGUUUGCGUGUGUGCGUUUCUCUUCCCUAUUUACGAGUAUCAAACAAAGAAAAAGUCAUCUUACAAUAUUUCAAAACACACAAGUUUAUACGUUACGUUAAGAAGUCGUUUCGGAUAGUUAAGAAAAAUUUCAACCACGAAUACUGGGAAAGCAAAGUGAGAUUAAAACAAUAAAAAUAAAAGCGAAAAUCUGGAAAUC
This is a messenger RNA of Culex quinquefasciatus (southern house mosquito), 2973 nucleotides long. It is a transcript of the gene NK7.1, whose product is annotated as homeobox protein Hox-A3a. Gene Ontology annotation, biological process: cell differentiation; regulation of transcription by RNA polymerase II. The transcript has 5 exons. Bases 1275 to 2735 code for a protein of 486 amino acids. The record is from RefSeq and is a predicted model, not a curated record. Gene Ontology annotation, cellular component: nucleus. Gene Ontology annotation, molecular function: DNA-binding transcription factor activity, RNA polymerase II-specific; RNA polymerase II cis-regulatory region sequence-specific DNA binding. NCBI's taxonomy places the organism in Eukaryota, Metazoa, Arthropoda, Insecta, Diptera, Culicidae.